Messenger RNA from Drosophila guanche, 2583 nucleotides. Its product is annotated as RNA-binding protein 5-A-like. The transcript has 10 exons. Gene Ontology annotation, biological process: mRNA splicing, via spliceosome. Lineage: Eukaryota; Metazoa; Arthropoda; Insecta; Diptera; Drosophilidae. Bases 192 to 2456 code for a protein of 754 amino acids. Gene Ontology annotation, cellular component: nucleus. The record is from RefSeq and is a predicted model, not a curated record. Gene Ontology annotation, molecular function: RNA binding.
GCAACAGCAACCAACCGAACAGGGAACGCGACAGGGAGCGGGAGAGGGACAGAGACCGCGAGAGACGCUUCUCCUCCGAUGAUGAGAGCGAUGAGAGCCAGUAUCGUCGCAAGCAUCACAGACCCUGCAACGAGGCCCAAAACAACAUCAUUCUCUUCGGUCUCCAGAAGCAUGUUACGGAGGCAGACAUCAUGGGAGAGCUGAUCAAAGUGGAUAUGGAGCCGACUUCGAUAAGAGUGAUGAGGAAGCAGCCUACAGGUGCCUCACGCUGUUUCGCAUUUGUCGAGUUUAAAACCGUCGAGGAAUCGAGACAAUGGAUGGAAAUAACUAAGGGCACGCUCCAGUUGGGCGACCACCGGGUGUCCAUGCAGUAUAGCCACACACGGAUGUCUGACUGGACUUGCAUAAAGUGCGGUGCCAGCAACUUUAAGCGCCGCUUCCAGUGCUUCAUGUGCAGCGCAUCUCGCGAGGAGAGCGAGAACGCCCUCUGUGGGGGUGGAGAAGGAAUCGAUGAAGUCACCCGAAUCCUCACAAAAAAGAUUAUGUUACGCAAUCUGGAUGCCCUGACCAACGAGGAGGGCGUGCUGACUGCCCUCCAGCAGCUGCUGCCCAAGCUGGCCAAAUCCAUCAGCAAAGUGCUGAUCAGUCGUGAUACCCUGACGCAGGCAUCGCGAGGCAUUUGCUACCUACAAUUUGACACACUCGUUGACUCCAUGGAGUUGCACAAUGCCCUGACAGCGCUGGAUCCGCCGCUGACCCUAGACGAUCGUGAAGUUGCCAUUAGCUACUGCGUCGAUGUUGAUGAUCGACCAAAGUUAACAAAGGAAUCGCCAACUGCCAUUGCCACGAGUUCGGCCUCUGGAGGCAUUCCGAACGGCUCAAUUGCAGCUGUGGCACCCUCGGGAGCUGGUGGAAGCUACACUCUGGCCGACGUUCCCCGUCUCGCCGAGUACAGUGCCUCGCUGUAUGCCUCCAAUCCGGCGGAGCAGGCGCACUAUGUCCAGUAUUACACGGACUACUACACGGCAGAGAUAGCAAAGAGCAGCGCAGCAGACCUGCAGCUAACAGAAGCCAAUUCCGGUGCUGCGGUGGCUCUCUCGGCCAUCCAACGGAAGCAGAAAAAGAUGAAUCAAAUUGAGACAACGGCCACGGCGGCUGCCAUAGCUGCUGCCCAGGCAGCUGCCGAGAUUAAAGCCGCCUUCGCUGCUCAGAAUGUGAUUGCCCCAAGAGGAAACGAUGGCAAGACUUAUCCUGCUCCCGACGUAUCCCGGUACCAGUACGAUGAGACCUCUGGGUACUACUUCGACCCGAGCACGGGUCUCUAUUACGACGCCCACUCCCAGUACUACUACAACAACGAAACGGGAGCGUAUCUGUACUGGGAUCAGCGACGUAGCACCUACAUUCUGGCCACUCCGGCCUCCACCCAGGCAGCACUGAAAGAGGGUCUGGCGGAGGCCGAGCAGAAGGAUGACGAUUCCAGGAAGGAGAAGGAAAAGGACAAAGACAAGGAGAAGGACGGAAACAACAAGCAUGACAAGGUGAAGGUGGCCAAGAAGAUCGUCAAAGACAUGGAGAAAUGGGCCAAGCAGCUCAACCAGAAGAAGGACUACACCGUGGUGGCCACACCCCAUCCCAUCCUGACGGGCAGCGAGAUGUCGGGGCCCAGCACUUCGCGUUCCACUCAAGGCUCGUAUGCAGAUGUUGGAUUCUCCAUCCUAGAGAAGAAGGAGCGCGCAAAGCUGACCGACUUUAUGCCGCCCUCGGCUCCACUCAGCGGGAAUAAGCUGUUCAAGGCUUAUGGCGGUGGCUCCGAAUCGGAUGAGGACAAUGCGGCGGGACCCGCACGGGCACCGGCGGUGGCUGUCGGUGGAUCCGGAUCCAGUGCCGCUUCUGAUGAAAUGGACUUUGUGGACUUCCAGAAGCUGACGUGUUUGUUAUGUAAACGUGCCUUCCAAUCCCUCGAAAUCCUGCAAAAGCAUUUGAAAAUGUCAAAUUUGCACAAAGAGAAUCUGGCGAAGCUCAAUCAGAGUUCAGGAGCUGUGGCUGCUGAAGCCGAUAAUGAUCCAGACAGCGAUGCGGGAUUAUCCUAUCGUGACCGCGCCAAGGAGAGGAGACUGAAGUACGGGGAGAGCGAUCCACCGCCGCCGAAUCGCAGUCGGGAGCGCUUCGAGCAGGAGAUAAAGACACUGCAGACACGUCAGAAGAACAACGGCAGCGCGGCUGCAGCCCUGCCCAUCAGCUCGAACAAUGUUGGCAAUCGCUUGAUGCAGAAGAUGGGCUGGACGGAGGGUCAGGGUCUGGGCCGGAAGAAUCAGGGACGCACACAGAUCAUAGAGGCUGAGGGUCGCACCAAGAGUAUAGGCCUGGGAAACAAGGUGUGCAACCUGCCACCUGGCACAGACUACAAGUCAUACAUCAAGAAGAUGAUGAAGCAGCGCUAUGAGAAUGCCUGAAGAUGCCAGAAAAAUGCCCGAAAAUGUAUUUAUUAAGAUUUUAAUUAUUAUAAUAUGCUUUCUGUGGUAUGAUAACAUAAAUUAUUCAAAUACAAUUGUAAAAUACAUGCGAAAUUGUAAACCAUAA